Rhinocladiella mackenziei CBS 650.93 is the source of this 1584-nucleotide messenger RNA. RefSeq lists its product as uncharacterized. The record is from RefSeq and is a predicted model, not a curated record. The transcript has 6 exons. The coding region runs from base 1 to 1584 and encodes 527 amino acids. Gene Ontology annotation, molecular function: flavin adenine dinucleotide binding; oxidoreductase activity, acting on the CH-CH group of donors. Lineage: Eukaryota; Fungi; Ascomycota; Eurotiomycetes; Chaetothyriales; Herpotrichiellaceae.
AUGUUCGGGCCACGAGGCUGGAGUAAAGCCCAGUCCCGGCUAUGGAGCUACGGCUGUAGGAGGACUUACAUCCCGUACAAUCUCCGACAUUCAGCACGGUGGAUACCGAGAAACGGAGUCCCAGGCCAGGCCAGGCCCUGGGAAGUUUGUGCCAUCUCUGAAGGAAAGAGCAAGUUUGAAAACCUCGACGUCCCACGCAAAAAGCUCCACCACCAUGUCCUUCUACUCCGCCCUCCCGGAGACCAUGUACCGGCGUCGAAGAGAGUUCCCGCCAUCGCGAGACCAUUCGUGAGCCAACGAGCUUUGGAGACAUUGGAUCUUGUCGAGAAAUUUGUCGAAGAACGAUGCGUCCCCGCCGACAGAGUCUACGCCCAGCAGCUCGGGACAAGCACGCAGUCUCGGCUUGCAGCGCAUCCGGCGAUCCUGGAGGAUCUCAAGACCGAAGCUCGGAGGCUGGGGCUUUGGAACAUGUUUCUCCCCAAGGCUCACUACGCCGAAGGCGCCGGGUUCAGCAACCUGGAAUUCGGCCUGAUGGAAGAAUAUCUCGGUAAAAGCGUCGUGGCCAGCGAGGCCACAAACUGUGCCGCUCCCGAUACGGGCAACAUGGAAGUGUUGGCCAAGUACGGUACGGAGGCACGAAAGAAGCAGUGGCUUCGACCGUUGCUGGAGGGUGAGAUUCGAUCAGCUUUUCUCAUGACGGAACCAAAUGUUGCCUCCAGCGACGCGACGAAUAUUCAGUUUUCCAUCAGACGCGACGGUGACUCGUAUAUCCUCGACGGACAGAAAUGGUGGAGUAGUGGAGCUCCCGAUCCUCGGUGCAAGCUCUAUAUUCUGAUGGGCAAAUCCGAUCCCAACAACCCGUCGCCCUACCGGCAGCAGACUGUUGUCCUGGUUCCGUCAGACGCCCCCCGGCAUCACCAUCAUGAGAACGCUUUCGAAAACGUGCGGGUGCCGGCAUCAAAUGUCGUCCUGGGAGAAGGACGAGGAUUUGAGGUGAUCCAAGGCCGGCUAGGACCUGGCCGCAUUCACCACGCCAUGCGCUCGAUUGGUAAUGCCGAGCGAGCGCUGGAGUAUUUUGUCGCCCGCAUCACAGAUCCGUCCAAGAAGCCAUUUGGAAAACAGCUCUCCGAGCACGGUGUGAUGCUGGAGAGAGUCGCGCGGAGUCGGGUCGAGAUCGACGCCGCGCGUCUGGCGGUGCUCAAUGCCGCGAUCAUCAUUGACGAGUCCAACGCGAAGGGGGCCUUGAGGGAGAUAUCGAUGGUGAAGAUCCAAACGCCACAAGUGGUUCUGGAUGUGGCGGAUCGCGCCGUGCAGGCUUUUGGGGCCGCAGGGGUGUGUCAAGAUACCCCUCUGCCCGAGAUCUGGACGGCAGGACGAGCGAUGCGUAUCGUCAAUGGUCCGGACGAGGUCCAUCUGCUCCAACUGGGUCGCAAUGAAAGCAAGAGAGGUCCCCUGAUGCUGGAGAAGGUUGCUUCACAGGAGCAGACGGCUGCUGCCAUGCUGGCACGCUACGGUCUGGUGCCGGAGGACUCUCUACAGAUGAAUUUAGUCAGGUCAGCAGCCACCCGGUUGGCGAGGUUGUGA